Dalotia coriaria is the source of this 2068-nucleotide messenger RNA. RefSeq names its product P2R1A-PPP2R2A-interacting phosphatase regulator 1. The record is from RefSeq and is a predicted model, not a curated record. The transcript has 4 exons. Lineage: Eukaryota; Metazoa; Arthropoda; Insecta; Coleoptera; Staphylinidae. The coding region runs from base 189 to 1025 and encodes 278 amino acids. Gene Ontology annotation, molecular function: protein serine/threonine phosphatase inhibitor activity.
UACAUUAUGAACAUGACAUGGUCGCGCCGCGGAUGACAGAAGUCAAACGGUCGGAUCGGUUGCUAAAUGCGAGAACUGCGAGAAGUUGUAGAUUGUUUCGCGAGACUCGAUAAAUCGUCAAGUGCGAGAAGUAGUGUAAAUUGUGCACGCCGAGUAUUUAAUCUCAAUGUCCAAGAGCAACAGCAUUCAUGACUUCAAGCCAGAAUAUUGCAAUGGACGUUGAUUCCCCGGCGGGGACGUUGAAGAGGUGUUCGAGUGCGCCAAUGAUCAACGAGAACAGCACUACAGGAAUGACAACUUCACCCCCAGCUUCAACCUCCUCCAGGGAAACGAGUAUAAUUAAUUUACUAGGAUCUAGUAAUCAGUCGCGGCCUCGUCGUUUCAGCGCCAGCUCUAGUCCACUUUCAGCUGGAUCACCUAAAAUCACACCCCGAAUUAGUCAAUUAAGGCAAGAGGAAUGCGUCGAUGUCAACAACUCGCGCGAGCUGGCGCAUGAGCGCGAAACUCAUCACACAAUGCAAAUAUCUCAAUCCUGGGAAGACCUUAGGCUUGUUUCUGAUAACCAGAAGCCAAAUAAAAUGUCUCCAUUGCAGUUGAAUUUACCUCCAUUUGGUAACUACUGCACUUCACCUUCCCCUAGUAGAUUACCAUAUUGUACUUCACCUGGAAUACUCAGCCCGACUCGUACGUCACUCACUCGUCGUUCCGCCAGCCCAGUGUUCCGACCGAGCACGCUAGGCGCGAAACGUAAGCUAGACAACAAAUUGGAUGACAAGCUGGACUUCCACAGCAGCCCGCGUGCUAAACGUAUGAGCUACGGUAAUGACCGCGGCGGCGGGUUGCUUACCACUUCUAGCCCACUACCGGGAAGUCUCAGUUCUAUAGGAACGCCUGAAAGCAUCUCCAGCGCAGAUUCGCCAAGCUUCCAGUUUCGAAUGAUGGACAGUCCUUCGCCCAGUCGGCCCGGCGUUGAGCAGAUGGUGGUUUCUAAGCAGGACCAUGAGAUGUCAGAGCCGCCGAGUUAAGGCAGUUGCGUGUGAUCAACUUCUUCCGUUGAUUCUAUUACGACGUGCCAAAAUUAUUAUAUCUCUUGUUAUUAUUUUCCUAUAUGGAGACAACACAGUUGUGCGCCCCCAUGUUAAUGAUUUGCUUCUCUGAACAUCAUUGCAAGCAAACUCAUAACAUACCUGUAGAUAUUAACGCGGGUGUUUUCAACAAUAUUUCAAGAUCAAUUAUGUACAUAUUUUUUGUAAGAAGUCUGACCUUGCGCAGACUAGGACUAUGAGCAUACUGCUACAUUUUAGGAUCGGCGAUUACACAAGACAUCCUUCUAACAAACAAACAGUUAAACAGAUGUAUUUAAUGAGUAGAUCAAGUAGGGUUUUGUAAAUGUAAACUUUAAACGCUUGUGGGAUGAUUUUCUAACAAUAGUCGAAGUGGUAGUUAAAAGAUGUUUGAUUAUUUGUAGUUGAUUUGAGUAAUUCGUUUUGGUUCUUCCUUAGAUAUAAUCUUAAUCGCCGACUGCAAAUAUUAAUAUCUUAAAUUCAAAACAUGCUGAAUGUAUACACGUCUAGUCCACGUUAGGAAGGAAGGUUAAUGUUAAAAUUAAUUUAUUGGUUCCUCGACAUUCGAAUUUCAAAAUUUUCAAACCAUUAGUGCGUCUACCAAUUCACUAUCAUAGUAUAACAGAGUAUUGCAUUGAUGUGUAUCUAUUAGUUGCCGAGAUAUUUUUUACAACGCAUAAGUUAACCUUUAGUUACAAUUAACAGAACAUUUGAGAAUUGAGCAAUAUAUGUAUUUGAUUGUACAUACUAAAUGAUAAGUCAAAAUGGUAAACUUUUAAACACUUGUCAUGAUUUACUUGCAUAAAGAUAAAUCAUUAUUCGAUUUUGAAAGUUAUGUUUAUUUAAUGACUACAAUUACAAUAGCUUCGAAGUCAGGUUGAAAGACUCGUCAUCAUAACGUUUCUAUGUAUCCGAAUUGAAUUACACAAUGUAAUUAUAAUUCUAAUUGAAAGAUGGAUAUAGACUGAGUAAGAUUACAGAAAUACAUUAACUACAUAUGGCAA